AUUUUUUAUUUCGUUUGAUAUUUCUUAAAACUGUUCGAAAUUUUCCGUUAUUAAUUCAAAUAUUAUUUUUUACCAGACGAGAAUUUCUCUUUUCAUUGCUAAGCCGGGAAGAAACCUACAUUGUUUAAUCAUGCAAAAGUACUGCUCAACAAGACACCGUUGACCCGUUUCAUCGUCAAUCGUCUGCAAGGAAGGAUAUGCACAAAACCAGAUCGCGCUCGCCAAACAAACACUCAGAGAAAGUCAGUUCAACGCCACAAAAACCGCACGAGGAGCCCGUCUUCCUCAACGUUUACGAUUUACUGCGCCUCAACGAUUUUACGAAAACAGUUGGCUUGGGUGUUUAUCACACGGGCAUCGAAGUGUAUGGAGUCGAAUACGGUUUUACUGGCCGUAGCUCAAGUCGAUCGGGUAUUUUCGAAAUGACGCCACGCAACGACGCCGAACUAAAUGAGUCAUGCUACUUCAACAGAAGCAUACUCUUGGGUGCAACGCAACUCACGCCGGCGCAGGUGAAAGAGGUGAUUAGCCAAUUGGGACGAUGCUACCGAGGACAAUACUAUCAUUUGACCAAUUUCAAUUGCAACCAUUUUUCUAAUGCAUUAGCAGAGUUUUUAUGUGGACAAGGCAUACCGAGCUGGGUGAAUCGAGUGGCGAAUAUCAUUACUCAUGUGCCGAUAUUGAAUCAUCUCUUGCCGAAAGAUGUUAUUAACACGAGAAAUCACGGGCGUAAAGCAUCAGUGCAGCUCACAAGGCCUUCCUAAAUGAUAUA
Ceratitis capitata (Mediterranean fruit fly) is the source of this 772-nucleotide messenger RNA. Its product is annotated as desumoylating isopeptidase 2. Gene Ontology annotation, biological process: protein deubiquitination. The transcript has a single exon. The coding region runs from base 198 to 764 and encodes 188 amino acids. The record is from RefSeq and is a predicted model, not a curated record. NCBI's taxonomy places the organism in Eukaryota, Metazoa, Arthropoda, Insecta, Diptera, Tephritidae. Gene Ontology annotation, molecular function: deubiquitinase activity.